Messenger RNA from Eublepharis macularius, 1530 nucleotides. It is a transcript of the gene KCNG4, whose product is annotated as potassium voltage-gated channel modifier subfamily G member 4. Bases 1 to 1530 code for a protein of 509 amino acids. Gene Ontology annotation, biological process: potassium ion transmembrane transport; protein homooligomerization. The record is from RefSeq and is a predicted model, not a curated record. Gene Ontology annotation, cellular component: voltage-gated potassium channel complex; membrane. The transcript is spliced from 2 exons. Lineage: Eukaryota; Metazoa; Chordata; Lepidosauria; Squamata; Eublepharidae. Gene Ontology annotation, molecular function: delayed rectifier potassium channel activity; protein binding.
AUGCCUAUUCUCUCUGGAGGCAGCGAUCAUGACUACAGCUGCUAUAAUUCCUGCAGUUCCUUGAUCCAUCUUUUCCCCAUCUCCGCGGUUGAGGCACCUCCAGUCAAAGGGGCCCAUUACCAAAGGGCCCAGAGGAUUUAUCACCCAGAUCAGAUCCAAGCAGUCGAUUUAAAGAAGGAGAUUGUGGUCAAUGUUGGUGGCAUCAGGUACCUGCUGCCUUGGAGCACCUUGGAUGAGUUUCCAUCGUCCAGGCUGAGCAAACUAAAGUUCUGCAGCAGCUACGAGGAAAUUGUCCAACUGUGCGACGACUAUGAUGAAGAGACCCAAGAAUUCUUCUUCGACCGGAACCCCGGGGCUUUUGCAAUGAUCAUCAGUUUCCUCGCCGCAGGGAAACUGAUGCUUUUUCGAGACAUGUGUGCCUUGUCCUUCCUGGAGGAACUGAGAUACUGGGGGAUCGAGGAGUCCAACUUGGAAAACUGCUGCUUUAGGAAGCUCUUCCAGAAGAUUGAGGAAUUUGCGGAAGUGCGCAAGGAGGAGGAGAUGCAAAGGACCACGGACACGACCUGCGUCUUGGAAGAGGAAACCAGGUUUGGACAGUUUAUGAGCAAGCUCAGGGACAUGGUGGAAAACCCCCAGUCGGGCCUCCCAGGGAAAGUCUUUGCCUGUCUCUCCAUCCUCUUUGUGGCAACCACGGCGAUAAGCCUUUGCGUCAGUACAAUGCCGGACUUGCGAGCUGAAGAAGACAGGGGUGAAUGUUCCCAGAAGUGCUAUUACAUCUUCAUCAUCGAGACCGUCUGCGUGGCUUGGUUCUCGCUCGAGUUCUGCCUCCGAUUCAUCCAGGCGAAGAGCAAAUGCCAGUUUUUCAAGGGGCCCCUGAACAUUAUCGACUUCUUGGCCAUCUCCCCUUAUUACGCUUCCCUGAUCAUAUUGGACGAUGAAUCCACACCGGAGCACAAUCGGCCAAGCGGAAACUUGUACUUAGAGAAGGUGGGUCUGGUGCUACGGGUCUUACGUGCCUUGAGGAUACUCUAUGUCAUGCGCCUUGCUAGGCACUCUUUGGGCCUACAGACGUUGGGGCUUACGGUUCGGAGAUGCACACGGGAAUUCGGCCUGCUUCUGCUCUUCUUGUGUGUGGCCGUCACUCUCUUUUCCCCUCUAGUCUACCUUGCAGAAAACGAAUCUGGGAAAGUCUUGGAGUUCACAAGCAUCCCUGCCUCCUAUUGGUGGGCUAUCAUCUCCAUGACAACAGUGGGGUACGGGGACAUGGUACCAAGGAGCGUGCCGGGCCAGAUGGUAGCCCUCAGCAGCAUCUUAAGUGGGAUUCUAAUUAUGGCCUUCCCAGCCACCUCGAUAUUCCACACCUUCUCUCACUCUUACUCAGAGCUACGGAGGGAGCAUGAACGGCUGCAGUCCCGGAUAACUCGGAUAAAAAAUGCCAAUACAUCCGUGGAAAGCGAUACCCUCAACGACAGUGAAAGCUUCCUUUCUGAAACCACCAUGUCACCUAUCAAAUACAUUUACAAAGGAUAA